GGCCCUGUGGGUGAUGUACCAGAUUGCCGGACAACCCUUAGGACCUGCCUGCAGAACCAGAUUUACGGAGACAAAGAACAGCUCCAGAUAACCCCUGGGUUGAUCAUCAGAUCGAAGUUGACUGUCUAGCAAACGAGAAGAAGAAGAUGAUGGGAUGAAUAUGCAAAAAGUGGAAAUUUGACAGGACGGUGGCGCCACGAAAAUUGAACUGCGCGUGCGUACUGUAGAACUUCCGUUUUAAGCCGUGGGGAAAACGUGUUCGAAAUGUUGCGUCGACAGGCACGUCUCAGGCGCGAAUAUAUCUACCGUAAAUCUGUGGAGGAGAAGGACCGAGCUAUCGCUGAAAAGAAACAGAAGCUAAAGAAUGCUUUAGACGAAAAUAAAAUCUUACCGACUGAUCUGCGGAAAAAUGCUGUAUCUCUUCAGAGAAAACUUGACUGGGAAGUGGAAGAGGCCCUUGGUGACAAUGUUGAUGAUGAGUACAAGUGGGCAGGUGUAGAAGAUCCAAAGAUUAUGAUAACAACAUCCAGGGAUCCAAGUUCAAGGUUAAAGAUGUUUGCAAAGGAGGUGCGACUGAUCUUUCCAAACUCUCAGAGAAUCAACCGCGGUAAUUAUGAGAUAAAGCAGCUGGUGGAAGCGUGCCGGGCUAAUGAUGUCACCGACCUCAUCAUGUUGCAAGAACACCGCGGAGAGCCAGAUGGCCUGACAGUGUGUCACUUUCCUUAUGGUCCCUCGGCUUACUUCACACUUUCCAAUACAGUGAUGCGACACGACAUCCCAGACGUGGGCAAGAUGUCUGAACAGUAUCCACAUCUAAUCUUCAAUAACUUGAAGUCAAAACUGGGCGCUAGGGUCACGAAUGUUUUAAAGUAUUUAUUUCCUGUGCCCAAAGAAGACAGUAAACGAGUUAUCACAUUCGCUAACGACGAGGAUUAUAUCUCAUUCAGGCAUCACGUUUAUAAGAAGACGGAGAAUGGUAGAGAUGUCGAGUUGACGGAGGUUGGACCGAGAUUUGAAAUGAAGUUGUACCAGCUUAUCCUUGGGACGAUUGACAAUGCCAGUUCAUCAGAUGUCGAAUGGGUCUAUAAGCCGUACAUGCGAACAGCCAAGAAGAGACGUUAUCUCAGCGAUAUGUAGCGAGGAGUUGGCAGACUUUCUCAAGGAAUAGAUGAUGUUUCCUGUGGAAUACAAUCGUGAAUUUACCGAGUUUAUGUUGUUAUUAGUUGUUGCUGCUGAAGUGGAGUUCUCCUCUAAUUGAACACAACUUGUCGUCCCAAAAGGGCCAAAAUCAUCACACCUACAAUUUAGCCUAUGAAACUGUCCUAUGGGACUACUUAUCGGUCUUGGAUCAAAGGCAACUUCUGAAGAAACCUAUUUUGGUCAUUUAAACUACGUGUAGGAAAGACAUUUUUGGGUCGCAUAGGACAAAAUCAAGGUUGCACAAAAUACCUCAUUCUGAAAAACUUGAAACCCUCUCGGCCAAACACAAGGAAAUACCUGAGUGAUGCAGUCCAAUUUGUAAAUAGAAAACAAUUGUAAAUACAUGGCUACAUUAUAAAGAAAUGAAAGUCUUCUUCUGUUUGUGUUUAAUGGGAUACUCGUGGACUUUUCAGUAGUGCCAUGCUGUAACAGAGCCAAUCCAUGAGUGCUUGUGUCAUUGUUGGCGUACAUGUAGGUCUGUGUAGGGAUGUUAGAAAUUUGUGACGGAGAUUGUAAGCCAGGAUUGUAAGUAAAAAUGUGGAGGUGUUUUGAAGUUCUUCAAGUGAUAUCCUAAGCUGAUGAGGAAAGAUCCAGCGAGCAAAGGACGAUGUCACAACUGGGCAAGAUAGGAGUGAAUAAUGGGACACUAUUUUGCAAAUAACAUCAAAUUUCCGGAGAUGU
Lineus longissimus is the source of this 1881-nucleotide messenger RNA. RefSeq names its product U3 small nucleolar ribonucleoprotein protein IMP4-like. Bases 265 to 1137 code for a protein of 290 amino acids. The record is from RefSeq and is a predicted model, not a curated record. The transcript has 9 exons. Gene Ontology annotation, biological process: rRNA processing. Gene Ontology annotation, molecular function: snoRNA binding; rRNA primary transcript binding. NCBI's taxonomy places the organism in Eukaryota, Metazoa, Nemertea, Pilidiophora, Heteronemertea, Lineidae. Gene Ontology annotation, cellular component: Mpp10 complex; nucleolus; small-subunit processome.